This is a messenger RNA of Pichia kudriavzevii, 1278 nucleotides long. RefSeq lists its product as uncharacterized. Lineage: Eukaryota; Fungi; Ascomycota; Pichiomycetes; Pichiales; Pichiaceae. The coding region runs from base 1 to 1278 and encodes 425 amino acids. Gene Ontology annotation, biological process: protein phosphorylation; maturation of SSU-rRNA. Gene Ontology annotation, molecular function: ATP binding; protein serine/threonine kinase activity. Gene Ontology annotation, cellular component: cytosol; nucleus; preribosome, small subunit precursor. The record is from RefSeq and is a predicted model, not a curated record. The transcript has a single exon.
AUGAAGUUAGACACUACAUAUAUGAGAUACCUCAGUCCUGAUGACUGGAAGGUACUCCAAGCUGUUGAAAAAGGAUCAAAUAAUCACGAAGUUGUCCCGACGAAAUUGAUUGGGCAGUUGGCGCAUUUAAAGAGUGGAUUGGGUACGACAAACAAGUGUAUCGGAGACUUGGCCAAGAUCAAUUUAAUUUCGAGAUUACGAAAUGCAGCAUAUGAUGGCUAUAGAAUUACAUAUAACGGGUUUGAUUUUGUCGCCUUAAAGACAUUACACCAGCAUGGUAAUAUUGAAGAGUUAGAACAUACAAUUGGUGUUGGUAAGGAGUCCGAUAUCUAUAGUUGCAAGACAAAGGAUGGUGUCAAAAGGGUUUUGAAAAUCCACAGACUAGGUAGGAUCAGUUUUAGAACAGUUCGUAAUAAACGUGAUUACUUAAAGAUCGGUAAAGGUGGAUCAUGGAUGUAUCUAUCGAAGCUUGCUGCACAAAGAGAGUAUGAAUUCAUGAACAUACUAUACAGGAACGGAUUUGAUGUGCCGACCCCGUAUGACUGUUCCAGACACUUGGUGUUAAUGGAAUUGAUUCCUGGAUUUCCGAUGAGACAAUUAUACAACCAUCAUAAUUAUGAGAAAUUAUACUGUGAUUUGAUGAAGUUCAUUGUCAAGCUAGCAAAUAAUGGAUUAAUUCAUUGUGACUUCAACGAAUAUAAUAUCAUGAUUAUCGAUAAGGAGAUUGCGGAUAAAGAGGAGAAGAGAGACUUCAUUGUUAUCGAUUUCCCGCAAUGUAUUAGUAUUGAGCAUCCUGAUGCAUCCUUUUACUUCAAGAGAGAUGUGGAUUGUAUCCGGAGAUUUUUCAAGCGUCGAUUUGGAUAUAAACCCAAAAAAGUCGAUAACAUGAUGUUAGACGAGGACGGGUUUGGUAAUGGAUUCAAAUAUGGAUAUCCUGUGUUUGAAAGAGAUGUUGAAAGAGUUAAUGAUUUGGAUGUCCAAGUAAAAGCUUCUGGUUAUAAACGCAAGUUGAACAAUGAAGAUUUGGACCUACAAGGUGCUGUAAAGAGCAUGAACACUUCUGGGGAGGAGGAAUGGAACAGUGAUGACGAUGAUGAUGAAGAAAGUGACGAAAGUGACGAAAGUGAUUACUAUUCUUACGAUGAAGGCGAAGAAACAGAUGAUAGUGAGGGAGCCCAAGAGGGAGAGGAAGACGAAAAUGAACGAAUCAUUGAAGCUCUAAGUAGUGGUGUUGGUGAACUCAAGAUGGACUCUUUAGGUAAUUAUAUUCUUGAAUAG